GCGGCUACCUGCCGGAGAAUGGACGGCGGGGCGCCGUAACGCGCGUGGGUUUAGGAGGCGCAGGUGGCGGAGAUGCGGUGCGUCGUACAGGUGGACGUGGUGCUGCUGAUGGACGCCGCGGACCGCCGCUUUGGCUUCUCUGUGGCGGGCGGCCAGGACGACGGCGCCUCUGCCCGGGUGGACCACGUGCAGCCAGGCUCGCCCGCCGACAAAGCGGACCUGGAGGUGGGCGACGAGAUCCUGGAAGUGAACGGCCGGAGCCUGGAGGACGCCAGCCACACCGAAGUCAUCUCGCACAUACACCAGUGUAUCCGGUCCCGGACGAUAUGUCUGCGAGUGAAGCGACGCAGCGGCAACCGUCUAGGUGAGUAG
Schistocerca nitens (vagrant locust) is the source of this 372-nucleotide messenger RNA. RefSeq names its product harmonin-like. Bases 73 to 372 code for a protein of 99 amino acids. The transcript has 4 exons. Gene Ontology annotation, molecular function: protein binding. Lineage: Eukaryota; Metazoa; Arthropoda; Insecta; Orthoptera; Acrididae. Gene Ontology annotation, cellular component: plasma membrane. The record is from RefSeq and is a predicted model, not a curated record.